CACUUCUGUUUUGUCACAUCGCUGCUUCGCCGGGCGGGAUUUCCGCAAUAAUAUCAAGUAUGGCGAAAACAUACGACUAUUUGUUUAAAUUACUGUUAAUCGGCGACUCUGGAGUCGGGAAGACCUGCGUCCUGUUCAGGUUUUCAGAAGACGCCUUCAAUUCAACGUUUAUUUCAACAAUAGGCAUUGAUUUCAAGAUUAGGACAAUAGAGCUUGACGGCAAGAAGAUAAAGUUACAGAUAUGGGAUACAGCAGGUCAAGAGCGCUUCCGAACAAUCACAACAGCCUACUACAGAGGAGCAAUGGGCAUAAUGCUUGUCUACGACAUCACAAACGAGAAGUCUUUCGAUAAUAUCAAGAACUGGAUAAGAAACAUAGAAGAGCAUGCAUCUGCUGAUGUUGAGAAGAUGGUUCUUGGCAACAAAUGUGACAUCAAUGACAAGCGGCAGGUGUCCAAAGACAGGGGAGAGAAGCUUGCACUAGAAUAUGGAAUCAAAUUUAUGGAAACCAGUGCAAAGUCCAACAUCAAUGUGGAAAAUGCAUUUUUGACACUCGCCAGAGACAUUAAAUCAAAAAUGGACACAAAAUUGGAGGGUAACACACCACAGGGAAGCAGUCACGGAGUCAAAAUUUCCGAGCCUCCAAAAAAGACCAGCUUCUUCCGCUGUAGCCUACUCUGAGGACUGAGGCCUUCCACACUGGCUGCCUGCUGGCUGGACAUAAAUGGACUGUGCUCACUCUUAGCACUUCCUUCCCCUUUCCUCUUUCUCCCCAACCAUGGCCUGUCCUCCCAGUCCACAUAAACCAUUAUCUUCUCUGUAAGGAGAGGACUUCCCCUACUCUCUUCCUCUUCUGAAAGCUUCCAGGGGUGCAUCUCUUCCAUUUUAUGGAGAUCUGUUGUCUUCAUAGGUCAGAGUAUGUGAUGGAGAACUCAGUUAGGAGCAUUAUCCAGAUGUUCCAUUUCAAACAAAAGACAGGCUCUUACUUCUGAUGUUAGUUUCUUUGUUCUGCACACUCAUUUGACAUAGCUGGUAGCACAACCAAGGAUGAGAACUCAUCUAACCUAUGUAGUGUGGGAUUGGAAAACAAAUGUGAUAUUUAGAUAUAUUUUUAAUAUAGUGCUCUUUCCCUUUUUAUGUGACAAAUGUUGACCAGAGGCUGAUAGGCUUGAACUCCAGUGAAACAGAGUUGCACAGGUUUCCUCCUGGUUUCAGAAUAAUAUCAACAAUAAUGUUCUCAAGAUCAGAGAGAAAUUGGAUUCGGAGGUUUUCCUACUUGACUUCGACUGGAUGUGAAUGUAGUCCUCCACAGUCAUUUCAUGUAACUAGAAAUGUGUUUCAUCAUGCCCCACUCACGGCCCUCAAAUCUUCUCAGCCUUUGUGCUCUAGCUUAUCAGUGCAGGGAAGCAGUUUGGCUUUUUAGUACCUUGAACUGCAGCCUAGAUUUUUGACUCUGCAGGUAAAGUUCUGUUGUCAAAAGAUACACUGAACAUUUUUUGGUGAAGUGAAAUCUUUCUGUUAAGGUUGUUUCUGGUAUAGUAACCAAUGAGGAAGUAUUGUGUGUGUAUAUAUAUAUAUAUAUAUAUAUAUACACAAAGUUCGAGUACAUUGUAUGAAAGUUAAAAAGAGGCUUGCAUUGCAUUGUUACCUGUUUGUAAGUAUGCUGUUUAGAAAAUUUCUGCAAGUACUCACUGUAUAAUUAACUAUCCUCUUACGUACAGUGUAAUAAGGUGUAGUACCUGCUUUGUAAUUUAAUUACUCUUCAAUUAGUGUAAAAGGAAGCACUCCUGCAAUUAAUACUUAUGUUAAAGUUAAAAAUGUCAGUUAGAAAUACCUAAAGCCCAAGUAGAUUUCCUCAAGUAAAAAAGCAUUCAGUUUAUUAUCCCACAAGACAAAGAAAAGCAGCAAAGUCUCUCUUUUCAGAAGCCAGAACUACCUUCAGAAUUGACUUAAAGCAAUUGAUUAACAAAAAAGGUUGUCAUUUAUUUUCUCUCUGUCAACUAAUUGUCACAGCUCAGUAGGAAUUCAGUAAGUGUUAAACCAUUUAGCUUGGUUGCUCUGAUUCACAGUUAAGCUAAAUGAUGUCUCUGGUUAUUUGACAUUAAAAUCACUUGAAGUUUCACACUGUAAGGCCCUUCAGCCCUUCUGUCCAUGCAGCUCUCCUUGCACUUUAACAGUAAAUUGUGUUUUGUGUGUAGUCUGUGCCAAGUGCUAGUUUUGCGAUACAACAAUACAAUUACUUAUUUAACAAAGACAUUUUUGAUCUUUUGAGUAAUUGGUAAUAUAAUGGGCAUAUAAUACCAAAAUUAAACUACACUUACUUAAAAAUGACUUUAACUCCUUAGCUGUUUCACUGCUAGCAAACCACUGUCCUGGUAUUAGGUCACUUAAAACAGUUUCCCUACUUCAACUGUAAUUUUAAUCCAGUAAUUUGUCUGUGAAAAAAAAAAAGUUUUGAGACUUUGCUUCUAUACUUGUGCUUAUUCUGAUAUUUUUAUUUUAUUUUUUUGGCUCACGUGAAAGCUGGUUUGACCGAAGCUUAAAGGUCUCAGUUUUAGUAUUGUACAUUUUUUCGCGUGUUGGAUUGUAGCCCUUUAGUUUUACCAGCUAGAUGGCACCAGAGGCUCAAAACGCCUCUUAGGUGACCACAAAACUCAAAUUUUAAUCAGUAUUUCAUUAAGAACAUAAGCCAUGUUUAUUUUAAAAUGUGUGAUGCAAACAUGUACCCACUAUUUGUAUUUAUGGUGUUUCCAUUGCUUUUCAUGUUUCCGACAUUUGUUGCUAGUCUGAAAAUUAGGUUCCAAUAUGCAUAACAUAUUGGAAUGGGGUUUUGCUUGCCUGCACAUGUUCAAAAUCAAAUAAUUUGGGACCUCAUUACUACCAUGACCAUUUGUCUUAACCGCUAGUACUCAGUUCUGUCAUGGGUGAGCUAUGCAUUGUGAAUCUUGGACCUGUGCAUAUUUGCGUAAUGUAACUUUCAGACUUACUUGUAGACCUGUACGGUUGAAUGUGCAGGCUUUUUUUUUCUCCUGUUAUGUGUCAUUCAUUGAGCCAAAAGAGGAUAUGCUCUGUUUAUAGUAGGCUGCAUUGCUACAUGAAUGCAAGUGAAAAUGAGCCUGAUGGAGGAUUGUUGAGCAGGAAGAGUUAGCGCUGCCAUCUCGUUCAAGUGAUAUUGUAGCUUUAAAUCAUAAACGAACAUCGGGAGCUGACUGUUGUGGGACUCAAGCUGUAUCGUUUUUAACAAAAAUGAUUCUUCCUUGAUUUUGUUUUUAAAUCAUAUCUCUUUCUUAAGAUUCUUAUCACAUGUCAUCAUAUACUGAACAUCCCUUUUUACAGCCAUAUUUUCAUUCCAUUGAUUGUGAAGUACACAGGGAGAGUAAUACCUUUUGGAAAAAGUGGUUAAAAAACAUUGUAAAUAUUACAUUAAAAAAGAGAUCUACUUAAAUUGUACUGUACUUUCUAAACCCAUAUAAAAAUGUAUCUACAAUUUGUAGAUAUGCGUACUUUUGUUUAAAUAAAAUAAUAUAAAACUUCA
Messenger RNA from Acanthochromis polyacanthus (spiny chromis), 3534 nucleotides. RefSeq names its product ras-related protein Rab-8A-like. The coding region runs from base 60 to 680 and encodes 206 amino acids. Gene Ontology annotation, cellular component: synaptic vesicle; trans-Golgi network transport vesicle; plasma membrane. The transcript has 8 exons. The record is from RefSeq and is a predicted model, not a curated record. Lineage: Eukaryota; Metazoa; Chordata; Actinopteri; Pomacentridae. Gene Ontology annotation, biological process: regulation of exocytosis; Golgi vesicle fusion to target membrane; neurotransmitter receptor transport to postsynaptic membrane. Gene Ontology annotation, molecular function: GTPase activity; GTP binding.